This is a messenger RNA of Phymastichus coffea, 5373 nucleotides long. It is a transcript of the gene Pdk1, whose product is annotated as 3-phosphoinositide-dependent protein kinase 1. Bases 699 to 2594 code for a protein of 631 amino acids. The record is from RefSeq and is a predicted model, not a curated record. Gene Ontology annotation, biological process: peptidyl-serine phosphorylation; intracellular signal transduction. Lineage: Eukaryota; Metazoa; Arthropoda; Insecta; Hymenoptera; Eulophidae. Gene Ontology annotation, molecular function: protein serine/threonine kinase activity; ATP binding. The transcript is spliced from 4 exons.
CGAACGGCUCUCCGAGGCCUUAGACACGGUGUGGACUUUUCUCCCGAGACCGAUACAUCGAACUCGCUUCACUUGUUUUCAAUCAACUUGUCAACCACACAUAACGUCAAGACAUCGCACACCUUCAGUUCUCCAAGUUUCUUUCGCGCGCGCUGACUCGGUGUACGCGAGGUGUUCAGAUCUAGAGUUUGUUAUUGUACCCUUUGGACUUUGAGGAAAAGUCUGCAAGUCGUGCAGACAGCAUCAUUGCGCGACUCACAACACACACCGCCAAUUGUCGGGCUCCAAGUUCUUCAGCGAGCUACAUCGCGACAUCGCGAACAGUUAACAUCGACGAGUGACGAGUAGCAGCCAGCACGACGAAGUCGAGCAACAGAGUCGAAGAAGAGAAACAGCAGCAGCAGCAGCAGCAGCAGCAGCAGUGCACGGUCAUCCCGACGCAUCGGAAAACUGCUGGAUGCUGCUGCAGCGAGGCGUGCCGAGGUGUCGCCGCGGCCGUCGAGGGGCAACAAUCGCCUCGACUCCUUUCCUUCGGCUCAGUGUGGCUAGCAGUCGUCAAGCUGGAUUCCAACAAGCAGUACGUGUCGCGAUUGCAUCGUGGCUACCGGAGGCUUAAGAAAUUGUUCAAGCGUGUGGCGAACCAGACGCUUACCGCUUCGCCACAGCCGGCAGUAACGGUGGAGGGGCCGGUGUUCAAAAUGUCUCCACCGACGAACGAGGUGACGAACGGCCUGGGCCUCGCGGCUCCCGAGGCCCCGGCGAGGCUGCCCGCGCAGCCGGCCGGCGCCAACACCACCGCGCAUCGGCCGAGCCUCGCCGCCAACCUCGACACCAGCACUGCCGCCAGCAGCCCCAACAGCGCCACGCUCGCCACGCUCGCCAACACCCGCAAGCGCAGUCCCGAGGAUUUCAUCUUCGGCAAGGUCAUCGGCGAGGGCAGCUUCUCCACGGUCUAUCUCGCCAAGGACAUUCACACGAGCAAGGAGUACGCGAUCAAGGUAUGCGAGAAGCGGCAUAUCAUCAAGGAGAAAAAGACCGAGAACGUGAAACGCGAGAAGGAGGUGCUCAACAUGCUCGCCGCCGCCAAGCACUCCUUCGUGCGCCUCUUCUGCACCUUCCAAGACGUCGAGCGGCUGUACUUCGUGCUCUCGUACGCCAAGAACGGCGAGCUGUUGCCGCACAUCAACAAGGUGGGCAGCUUCGACGUCGAGUGCACCAGGUUCUACGCGGCCGAGAUGCUGCGUGGCCUCGAGUACCUGCACGGCCUUGGCAUCAUCCACCGCGACCUCAAGCCCGAGAACAUCCUGCUCGACGACAAUAUGCACGUGCUCAUCACCGACUUUGGCAGCGCCAAGAUUCUGCGGGCCGAGCCCGAGGCGUCGCUGCUGCCGCCACAGCAGCAGCAGCAGCAGCAGCAGCAGCAGCAGCAGCAGCAGCAGCAGCAGCAGCGACCGCCGCCGCCGUCGUCGAACGCCGAGCAGCAGGCCGCACCCCGCAGUCGCGAGCCGGAGCCUUGCCGGCGUGAGCGGCGCAACUCGUUCGUCGGCACCGCUCAGUACGUGUCGCCGGAGCUACUCACCAACAAGACCACCAGUCGCGCCUCCGACCUGUGGGCUCUCGGCUGCAUCGUUUACCAGAUGGUCGCCGGCCUGCCGCCUUUCCGCUCGCGCAGCGAGUACCUCAUCUUCCAGAAGAUCCUUGGCCUCGACUACGAGAUCCCCGACGGCUUCGACGAGCUGGCGCGCGACCUCGUCAGCAAGCUGCUGGUGCUCGAACCGGGCCAGCGACUGGGCGCGAGCGACGAGCACGGCGCUGGGUAUCCGAGCAUCCGGGCCCACUCCUUCUUCGCCGGCGUCGACUUCGAGACGCUCCACGAGCAGACGCCGCCGCCGAUCUAUCCCUACCUACCCGGCACCUCCGAGCACGAGGAGCUGCGCUCGCACUACCGCGUGCCGGACAACCUCAAGCCCGGUCUCGAUGACAAGCAGCUUACCAGACUCCUCGGCUUGGGCAUCGCCGAGCCCAGCGACGACGACGAGGACGACGAGACCGCCAGCCUCGAGCAGCAGAAGCAGCAGCAACAGCAGCAACAGCAGAAGCAACAGCAGCUCGAGCAGGAGCAGCAGCAGCAGCGGCUCAGGGCCGAGAAGCGCGAGAAACAGCGCCGGCUGCGCCUCGAGAGGCCAAAGAAGAAGCCCGGCAUUGCUGAUCUCAGCCAGGAAGAGAUAAGCCGCCGGCUCGAGGAGCAGAAGGCCAGUAACCCGUGGCAUGGCUUCGUCGACGGCAAUCUCAUCGUCAAGCAGGGCUUUGUCAACAAGCGCAAGGGCCUCUUUGCCCGCAGAAGGAUGCUCUUGCUCACCACCGGUCCCCAUCUUUACUACGUCGAUCCCGUCAACAUGGUGCUCAAGGGCCAAAUUCUCUGGAGCAAGGAACUCAGGGUCGAGCCAAAGAACUUCAAAAUCUUCUUCGUGCAUACUCCCAAUCGCACGUACUACCUUGAGGAUCCGGAGGGCUUCGCGCUCGAUUGGUGCCAAGCCAUCGAGGACAUGCGAGUUCAUUGUUACGGCACUGUCACGGAUGCCACUUCCGGCUAAGGCUGCCCUCGCGUACUACCAGGAGAGAUAAGACCGAAGAAAAUCACGUCAGAACAAACUGCCCCAUAUUCAAAAUCUCUGAUCGUCGAUUUCACUGAGGAGCCUUUGAAAGAAAUAACUGUUCAGCAAGUAAAGUGAUUUGUCACUUACCACAGACUUAAAUCGUGAUUUUCACUUUUUCGUUUAGAUGACAAUUUUUAGUGAGUUUCCUGAGACAGAAAUUAAUUUGGAUAGUUGUAGGCUCAAUAAGGGACCGAAACCGGCGAAUCAGUUCAAAGAUAUGUUGAAAAAUCAUUUUAGGCUUUUUUUUUGUUCUUUGGGACUUUGAUUUGGUUCGUCGAGAAGUGAUAAAAAUCCAUAUUGUUUCCGAUGUAUGUGCUGUAAAUAGUUGUAAUUAUCGUAGGUUGACAUUGCCGCUUCAAGCUUUUGGUCCCUCGAUAUAUCGCAGUUCGAAACGAAGCGCGCGCUAAUGAUAUUCGUCCAAAGCUAUUCCUUCCACAUGAACGAAUACGUUUGUGAUUCGAAGAAAACUCUUUAUAGAUAAUUAUAUUUGAUGCGGAAAAAAAUUCAAAUUAAUGAAGGAGUAGCUCAGCGCCACUUUGACGUUCGACGCGACAAUCUAGUAAAUUUACUUAUUUAUUUGCAUAAUUACUGCAUUGUUAUACUAGCUAAAACUUGAAUGUAUUUACAUGAUUCUAUAGUCGUUAGCGAUGAAUUAUCUAUAAAUACUAGGUACAUUGUCGCCGAAAGCGGAAGUGGGUAUAUGGUUGUAUAGAAGAUUGCAUUCGUUAAAGUUUUUAUCGCGAUAGAGCUCUCAAUUCCGUUUACCGAUGUAAUAUACCGUUAAAGCGUAAAUGUCCUGUAAAUAUUUGUGUAAAUUGACGCGAUUCUCAUAAGUAACUAUGUAAAAUUGUUAGCAUGAAGUAAAUCAUUUUAGCUAUAGUAAAAUUAUAACGUAUUGAGCUAAUAAUUUAUUAAUUUUUUGUGAAUAUUUUUUAGAGUCAAGUGUAUAAAGUCGAAGCAAGAAAAAUGCAAUUUAUUAAGUUAUAAUUUUUUUGUUAGUAAUUAUUUAUAGUCGUAUAUUUCUUGGAUUGAGAGCUUCAUCGCGAAAAUAUUGGCGUAUCGAUAAAAAUGAAAUCGAAGAGAAAGUCGAAGCUGCCAUGUGAUUUACUUUUAGGUAGCCAGCGAUAUUUUCUUCGCUUUUCGCCAAUUCAAAUUCUGUAAAAAUACGAAUCCUAGCCCACAAAAAAACCUUCGACUCACAAAGUCUGCAUACAAAAAAAUAGAAAAAUGGGCAAAUAAUAUGUGAAAUCGGCAAAAGCUGCUUCGUGCCCUUGGAGAGACUUGAAACAGGGUAUUUAUUCAUUAAACAACUUACUGGCGUACUUAAGCAAGUUGAAAGUCUUUAAAUUAUCGUGCCGUGCUUAAUAAGAAAUUAAGGAUACCUUUUUUUACGUAACAGCUACGUACGUCUCAAGUUGUCUCCGCAAAAAUGUUUGUUUGCAGCAUUUUGUCCUCAGACCCAGCAAUUUAUUCAAAAUGACCGCUUUUGACGAGUUGCGUACGGUUUGGGCGGAAGAUGACAUUCAUCGACUUAAAUCACAUUCUAUUUAGUUCAAUGAAAUAAGUUUAAAUUGACUUUAUUAGUAAAUGAAAUCUAAAUAUAAAAGCACGAUGUUAUAGUUUAAGGGUGGUCGACGUUACUCGUUAGUUAAAACGCCUCAUUUCAUUCAACUGAUCGUUGGAGAAUAGCUAGAUUUAUUAAGUUACAUAUGUAUACUAUAGAGAAAGAAAGGUUUUUAAUGUGGCACGAGGCGAACUUUCACGAUUUCAUAACGGCAACUGAGAGGUAGUGACGAGUCAAUCAAAAUUGAAGAAUGUUCUUAACGUGAAGUACUUUCUACAGUCAGUUUUUCAAUCAAUUAGUUCAAUAGAUUCUCGUAGGAAAACAUCGUUAGUUUUUGAGUUCCUAAGUGAGAAAAUAUUUAUUAAAAGUUUUAACGUUUUUUUCUUUGAGAAUCUCAUGUUAAGUAGAAAUCUUCACAGAACAUCCGAAGUCUGUAAACUGGCAAGCGUAUUUUUACGUGUAAAUAAAGACUGACAAGAAUUGCAACAUUUUUUUCAUGUUUCUAAAUAGAAAAUGCUAGAAUGUUGUUUGACGAUUUUUGUAUGCUGUUCACUUUUUUUUAUAUGAGUCAGUGUUAUUAUUAUUACUAAAGUUAUGUUUAUUUUCUGAAUUGAGAGGCGACAGUGUCUUCAUUAUCAUAUAAGUUUAAAAGUACAUUUAUUCUUUACAUUUAAAAUUGUUUAGUAAUUUUCGUUUUCAAAUUUUAUAUUAUAAUUUUUCUUUGCGCAUUUUCGUCGGGAGUGGAAUACUUAAAAAAAACUUAAAUCAUUUUGAAUGCGAAAAAUCGCCUAAACUAGCAAUUGCAGUAUUAUUAAAUAUAUAUAGACUUGCAGCGACAAAUGUGCGAAGGUACGAAAUUAAUGUUAAGUGUAACAUUUAAUAAAGACUUGUACAUAGCUACUUAUAUAAUUGAAAUUAGAUUUAAGUCCUAUGAAUAUAUAACACGUCACAUUAUUUAUAGUAAAAUUUCUGAAAUAUCAACCUUUAUGACUUAUUUUUUGAAAUUCAGCCUUUUCCCUAUUCAGUUGUUCACAAAUGUCACCAAAUUAUAGGUAAUAAUCAAGUAAUAGUUGGCAUAUUUUUUUGAAAAAAAUAAACCAUAUUUAUAUUAUAAUGUUAAACAAUCUGUUCAAUAAAGUUUAAUUUAGAAUU